This is a messenger RNA of Manis pentadactyla (Chinese pangolin), 3027 nucleotides long. It is a transcript of the gene RNPEPL1, whose product is annotated as arginyl aminopeptidase like 1. Gene Ontology annotation, molecular function: metalloaminopeptidase activity; zinc ion binding. Gene Ontology annotation, biological process: proteolysis. The record is from RefSeq and is a predicted model, not a curated record. The coding region runs from base 107 to 2305 and encodes 732 amino acids. Lineage: Eukaryota; Metazoa; Chordata; Mammalia; Pholidota; Manidae. The transcript is spliced from 11 exons.
UGUUGUGCCCGCGCCCCGCCGCCGCCGCCGCUGCUCGGCGCCCCUCGCCCGCUCCCCGCGACCUGGCGCGGCCGCCGCCCAUGGAUUUCACCUAGCGGGGGCGGCCAUGGCGGCGCAGUGCUGCUGUCGCAAGGCGCCGGGUGCCGAGGCCGCGCCCGCACGCCCGCCGCCCGAGCCGCCGCCCGCCCUGGACGUGGCCUCGGCCUCCAGCGCGCAGCUCUUCCGCCUCCGCCACCUGCAGCUGGGCCUGGAGCUGCGGCCCGAGGCGCGCGAGCUGGCCGGCUGCCUGGUGCUCGAGCUGUGCGCGCUGCGGCCCGCGCCCCGCGCGCUCGUGCUCGACGCGCACCCGGCCCUGCGCCUGCACUCGGCCGCCUUCCGCCGCGCCCCCGCCGCCGCCGCCGCCGCCGCCGCCGCCGCGCCGCCCUGCGCCUUCGCCUUCGCCGCCUCCGGGCCCGGGCCCGGGCCCGCGCCGCCGCUGCCCGCCUUCCCCGAGACUCCCGGCGCCGAGCCCGCCUGCUGCCCGCUGGCCUUCAGGGUGGACCCGUUCACCGACUACGGCUCCUCACUCACCGUCACGCUGCCGCCGGAGCUGCAGGCGCACCAGCCCUUCCAGGUCAUCCUGCGCUACACCUCGACCGACGCCCCCGCCAUCUGGUGGUUGGACCCUGAGCUCACCUACGGCAGCGCCAAGCCCUUUGUCUUCACCCAAGGCCACUCUGUCUGCAACCGCUCCUUCUUCCCCUGCUUCGACACGCCCGCCGUCAAGUGCACCUACUCAGCCGUUGUCAAGGCGCCGCUGGGGGUGCAGGUGCUGAUGAGUGCCACGCAGAGCACCUACGUGGAGGAGGAGGGUGUCUACCGCUUCCACAUGGAGCACCCCGUGCCCGCCUACCUCGUGGCCCUUGUGGCUGGGGACCUCCAGCCGGCAGACAUCGGGCCCAGGAGCCGGGUGUGGGCCGAGCCGUGCCUCCUGCCCACGGCCACCAGCAAGCUGUCAGGCGCAGUGGAGCGGUGGCUGAGCGCUGCUGAGCGACUGUACGGGCCAUACAUGUGGGGCAGGUACGACAUCGUCUUUCUGCCCCCGUCCUUCCCCAUCGUGGCCAUGGAGAACCCCUGCCUCACCUUCAUCAUCUCCUCCAUCUUGGAGAGUGAUGAGUUCCUCGUCAUCGAUGUCAUCCACGAGGUGGCCCACAGCUGGUUCGGCAACGCUGUCACCAAUGCCACGUGGGAGGAGAUGUGGCUGAGCGAGGGCCUGGCCACCUACGCCCAGCGCCGCAUCACCACCGAGACCUACGGUGCCGCCUUCACCUGUCUGGAGACAGCCUUCCGCCUGGACGCCCUGCACAGGCAGAUGAAGCUCCUCGGAGAGGACAGCCCAGUCAGCAAGCUGCAGGUCAAGCUGGAGCCAGGAGUGAAUCCCAGCCACCUGAUGAACCUGUUCACCUAUGAGAAGGGUUACUGCUUCGUGUACUACCUGUCCCAGCUCUGUGGGGACCCCCAGCGCUUUGACGACUUUCUCCGGGCCUACGUGGACAAGUACAAGUUCACCAGCGUGGUGGCCCAGGACUUGCUGGACUCGUUUCUGAGCUUCUUCCCGGAGCUGAGGGAGCAGAGCGUGGACUGCCGGGCAGGGCUGGAGUUUGAGCGCUGGCUCAAGGCCACGGGCCCACCGCUGGCAGAGCCGGACCUGUCCCAGGGCUCCAGCCUGACCCGGCCCGUGGAGGCCCUCUUCCAGCUGUGGACCGCGGAACCCCUGGACCAGGCGGCCGCCUCGGCCAGUGCCAUCGACAUCUCCAAGUGGAGGACCUUCCAGACGGCGCUGUUCCUGGACCGGCUCCUGGACGGGUCCCCGCUGCCCCAGGAGGUGGUGAUGAGCCUGUCUAAGUGCUACUCCUCCCUGCUGGACUCCAUGAACGCCGAGAUCCGCAUCCGCUGGCUGCAGAUCGUGGUCCGAAACGACUACUACCCUGACCUGCACAGGGUUCGCCGCUUCCUCGAGAGCCAGAUGUCCCGCAUGUACACCGUCCCGCUGUACGAGGACCUCUGCACUGGCGCCCUCAAGCCCUUCGCCCUGGAGGUCUUCUGCCAGACGCAGGGCCGGCUACACCCCACCCUGCGCAGGACCAUCCAGCACAUCCUGUCCCAGGGCCUGGGCCCGGGCACGGAGCCUGGCACAGAGCCCAGAACGGAGCAGGGCAGCGCCGGAGCAGACUCGGGUGCGGACGCAGACGCGCCGGCCCUGCUGCUCGGGGACGAGGCCCCCAGCAGCACCAUUUCUCUCAGGGACGUCAACGUGUCUGCCUAGCCCUGGCCUCCCAGACACCAUAAUGUGCCUUCUGUGGCCCGGGCCGGCCAGGACUACACCUCAGCUCUGGCUGUGAGCUCUGCCCGGGCCCACACAUCCCUCCUGCGGGCUCCCCCAGGGGCCUCCUUGUGGCCAGCUGAUGCCUGUGGACCUCGUCCUCCCCAGCUCUCUUGCACUGCAGGCCCUGGAGCAGCCAGCACACGCCAUGCCCUCCCGUCUCAACACUGACCGCCGGGCACUGCCCCUGGGGUGCUAGCCCUGCAGUUCCCCGGCGAUUGCCACAUCGUGCCUUAUGUCCUGCUGGGAGGCCUGGGCUGCGCUGUCCUCAUAGCGUGCCUCCUCCCUGUGGAGCCCUGCACCCUGCCCCUGGGGUUGCAGCCUCGGUUGGUCCCUGGCAGAGGGACAAGGACACAGACAUGCCCUCCAUGUGGGGGCAGGGGACACUGAGGAGAGGGUGGACAUCUGGGGAGGGGCCCCCAGAAAGCCUUAGCCCCUCAGGGAACAGGGUCUCAGGCCCCAGGGGAAUGGGACAGGAUAAUCUGCCUUGGUUGCCUGGGGCCAGAGCAGCAAUACCCCGCCAGGGAAGAGGGCGGGUGGCGCCGGUGCUGUGUAGGCCCACCAUGCGGGAGACGCCUGGGGACCUGGGGUCAGAGCUGGGCCACCCAGAGCUGCUGCAACGAGGUCACCGUGAUCGUCCCAUUAAACCCCCACUCUGCAGACGA